UUGGUUGAUGUUUUAUCAAGCCUGCUGGGAUGAGGAAGCCGGUGACUAUGCUCCUCCCUUUCUCUCCUUCUUCCAAACUGUCGCAACCGCUACCGACUCGGGAAAAUUGUACGAAUUAUAGUCAUCUUCAUCCCUUUUACCUGCAAAAUAAGGAAAAACAAUGGCUUCCAAAAUCAAGGCCGGUUCUGUGGUGGAGAUGCAGGGUGACGAAAUGACCCGGGUCAUCUGGGAGCUCAUCAAGGAGAAGCUUAUCUUCCCAUACCUGGACCUUGACUUGCACAGUUACGACCUCGGAAUGGAGAACCGCGACGCUACCGACGACCGAGUGACAGUGGAAGCAGCCGAGGCGGUGCGGCGCUACAGCGUGGGCAUUAAGUGCGCCACCAUCACGCCGGAUGAGAAUCGUGUCGAGGAGUUCAAGCUGAAGAAUAUGUGGCGCUCCCCCAACGGGACCAUUCGGAACAUACUGGGCGGCACCGUCUUCAGGGAAGCUAUCAUCUGUCGGAACAUCCCCCGCUUGGUUCCCGGCUGGGUCAAGCCCAUCAUCAUCGGCAGGCACGCCCAUGGCGAUCAGUACAAAGCCACCGACUUUGUGGUCCCCGGGCCGGGCAAAGUGGAGAUGAUCUACACGCCCGAAUGCGGAGAGCAGGUCAAGUUCGUUGUCCACAAUUUUGAAGGCACGGGCGGCGUGGCGCUGGGCAUGUACAAUACAGACAAAUCCAUCAGGGAUUUUGCUCACAGCUCCUUCCAAAUGGCUCUGGUGAAAUGCUGGCCUCUCUACCUCAGCACCAAGAAUACCAUCUUGAAGAAGUAUGACGGGCGAUUCAAAGAUAUUUUCCAGGAGAUCUAUGAGAAGGAAUACCGAGCUAAGUUUGAGGCCAAAGGUAUCUGGUACGAGCACCGUCUGAUUGACGACAUGGUGGCCCAGGCCAUGAAGUCAGAUGGAGGCUUCAUUUGGGCCUGCAAGAACUACGACGGAGAUGUACAAUCUGACUCAGUGGCUCAAGGCUACGGCUCGCUGGGUAUGAUGACCAGUGUCCUGAUCUGUCCUGACGGUCGGACCGUGGAGUCAGAGGCAGCGCACGGCACCGUGACGCGCCACUACAGGCAACACCAGCAGGGAAAAGAAACCUCCACCAACCCCAUUGCCUCCAUCUUUGCGUGGACUCGAGGUCUCCUCCAUCGGGCCAAGCUAGAUAGCAACGUGGAGCUGCGCGUCUUCUCGGAAGCCUUAGAGGCUGUUUGCGUUGAGACCAUUGAGGCGGGCUUCAUGACCAAGGAUUUGGCCAUCUGCAUCAAGGGACUGACAAACGUGACACGCGCUGACUACCUGAACACCUUUGAGUUUCUGGACAAACUGGCAGAGAACCUGAAGGCCAAGCUGGCAAAUCAGCCCAAGCUGUGAUGCACAUACACACUAACACUGCUGCUGCCGGAGGCCCAGCACACAUCUCCAGCAGGCCUUUGGACUAAAAUUCAUCACUUCAAACAGGAACUACAAGUGGACUGCUCUGUAUUUGACUGAAGUACUAACACGCAAAAAACAUUGUUUCACUAUCAAAUGUAAAACAUGUACACGGUAACUCCAAAUUAUGUGAGUUGUGGGGUUUUUUUUAAUCAGAAAAAUAACAAAAUAAGCUAUUUUGUGUUUUGGACAAAAACAAAAAAUGUCAAGCGCCAUGCUUUUUAUUGCGCAGUGUUGACUGACAAGCUCAAAACAAAUUGACUAUUAAUAAUUCAAAUGAAUAAUAUGAAUGUGUUUUUAUGUUUGACCUCUAUAGUUUAACUCAUUUUUAUAUUUAGGAAAGUAUUUGUUUUACUUUCAGUGUUGUCUGUUUGCAACAUCCUGCCAUAGAACCUCAUUAAAAUAUACAUCAAAAUUUUCA
Molecule: messenger RNA, 1886 nt
Organism: Syngnathus acus (greater pipefish)
Lineage: Eukaryota; Metazoa; Chordata; Actinopteri; Syngnathiformes; Syngnathidae
Gene: idh1
Product: isocitrate dehydrogenase (NADP(+)) 1
Exons: 9
Coding region: 161-1405 (414 amino acids)
Biological process (GO): isocitrate metabolic process
Cellular component (GO): mitochondrion; peroxisome; cytosol
Molecular function (GO): NAD binding; magnesium ion binding; isocitrate dehydrogenase (NADP+) activity
Source: RefSeq, a predicted model, not a curated record